CAGAAAUUUCACAGGAGAAGACUAAGCCGAGCUGAGGUGAAUAAAUAGCGACGUUUAAAUUUGCGGGUUAAUAAGGUGGUGUAUUUUACAACAUGUGCUGUAGGUGUGUUUCAGACUGAAAGCUUGAAAGUUUAGGGUAAAUUAUCUCCUCGAGUUUAAUUACAAAAACAGUAUGGUUCAGGGUAAAAGCGAAACUAGGAAAGAUGCCGUAAAAGGCGUUUCUCUGUAGGUUCCUCAGUGAAGCGAAAUUAACGGCUGUAAAAGAAACAGGCUUGAACUGAAAGACCCAAAAAAAUUGAAUUAGGUUUAAGGACAAAACAGCGAAUACGAGCGAGCAUGGCGGACAACGCUGGGGAGGGAGCAGUCGGUUCCAGUCACGGUAACGGAGCUCAGGUGUUAGCGAGUUUAGGUCACUCUUUACCGGCCUCUCCUCCUCCUGCCGCGGCUGCAGAAACCGGCCUGGCCGCGGCGUCUCCCGUCAUAGCGCACCACAUCACCUCGGUCCCGGAAAGCCCACAGAGCGGCGUGCUGAAUUCCUCCGGCUCGUUGUUUGCAGCCGUGCCGCCAUCGAUUCCACCGAGCAUCGGCCUGGGGCUUAGUGGAGCUCCGGCCAGUCUAGGCGGAGCGGGGCUUCUAUCCCAGAUCCACGCCACGUCCUGGGACCCGACACUCAGCACCGACUGGGACAACGAGAAAGCCUCGCAGCAGUGCAUCCUUCGGAUAAAAAGAGACAUUAUGUCCAUCUAUAAGGAACCUCCACCUGGUAUGUUUGUGGUUCCUGAUCCUCACGAUAUGACCAAGAUCCAUGCACUGAUUACAGGUCCCUUUGACACUCCAUAUGAGGGUGGCUUCUUUCUCUUCCUGUUCCGUUGCCCCCCUGACUACCCGAUCCACCCCCCACGUGUAAAGCUCAUAACCACCGGUCUUAACACAGUACGCUUUAACCCCAACUUCUACCGCAAUGGCAAAGUCUGUCUCAGCAUUCUCGGCACAUGGACUGGGCCAGCGUGGAGCCCCGCUCAGAGCAUCUCUUCAGUUCUCAUCUCUAUCCAGUCUUUAAUGACAGAGAAUCCUUACCACAACGAGCCAGGCUUUGAGCAGGAGAGGCACCCAGGAGAUAGCAAGAACUACAAUGAGUGCAUCCGGCAUGAAACCAUGCGUGUGGCAGUAUGUGACAUGCUGGAGGGAAAAGUGCCAUGUCCAGAGGCUUUAUGGAGUGUGAUGGAGAAGUCCUUCUUGGAAUACUAUGAUUUCUACGAAGGGGUUUGCAAGGAACGUCUGCAUCUGCAAGGACAAAACAUGCAGGAUCCGUUUGGGGAGAAAAGAGGCCGUUUUGACUACCAAGGUCUCCUCGCUCGUCUAAGUGCUACACACAGGCGAUUACGGGAAAAAUGUCCACCCCAGGACAAUGGAGACUCUGAUUCAGAUACCAGCUCAUCUGAAACCGACCCAGACAGCCAGGGGAGCUCACAGCCAUAGAUGCCCCACAGUGGGUACAGGGAUAGUAUGAGAGCAUUUCUCUCUGGAUCCGUCUAACAAGUAAAACGCAUGGGGCAUUGACAGAAGUUCUAGAGUCUGUUGAUAAAGCACAGGGUUAGUGUAGUCCCUGUUUCUUUUGAUUGGUUUGUUUUUCUUCUUCUCUGCUAGCCAGUGACUUUUAUUUCCUUCUUGAGAGAGAAAAGUCCAGUCGGUAGUAAGUAUGGGACUACAAGGUUAAUGUAUGUGUGUUGAUGUACAUGUCUGCAGGUCAACACACACUGCCUUUCGCAGCACAUAUUCGUGUGCACCUUUGUUCUCUGCUUAAUCUGGCAGUCUGCCACAGAAAGCUAAGGUAGGUUAAGAGGUACUGCCACCUCCACCCGGAAUGGGUUGUCAUACCACUCCUGCAAACAGUUGCUAGUCCUUUUACUUCUGUUUACUUAAUGUCUUGACAGUAAUCUCAACAUUUAUCUCCAAAAUUAUUAAAUCAUUAAAAUAUUUUGACUAUUAUGAACGGUGUCAUAAUUUGACAUGAAUUCAUAAUUGCUUUACAUGAUAAAAAAAAAAAGAAACUGAUGCAACUAUAAACAAAUGUAAAUACUUAAAUAUUGUGCAUAGAAAGCUUUAUUUUAACGUUAAAUGUGCAUUAAAUGCCUUUGAAGGGAUCUGGUGUGAUUGUUAUAUUUGAAGAGUAAACUGAUCAGUCAUGUA
This is a messenger RNA of Trichomycterus rosablanca, 2190 nucleotides long. It is a transcript of the gene ube2z, whose product is annotated as ubiquitin-conjugating enzyme E2Z. NCBI's taxonomy places the organism in Eukaryota, Metazoa, Chordata, Actinopteri, Siluriformes, Trichomycteridae. The record is from RefSeq and is a predicted model, not a curated record. The transcript is spliced from 7 exons. The coding region runs from base 337 to 1479 and encodes 380 amino acids.